GUGCGUGCUCCGGGCGCUGCUGUGUUUACUUCCGCCCCAGCCGCAGCCUGGGCAGCGAGAGGCCGAGAGAGACCGAGGAUGAGCUGAGCCAGAGUAGGCCGCAGAUAUGGAGUGGUUAAUGGGGAGUUGGUGACUACAAUUCCCAUCAUGCACAGAAAUCCGCUGUUGGAAGUUGUGGGUAAAAAGCCGAAGCUCCCAGACUGCAGGAGAGCAAGAGAAACGCGACAUUUAAUGAAUGACAUGAAAUCAAAGGGAAAGCCGAAUGGGAAGAAGCCAGCGUCGGAGGAAAAGAAGUUGUACCUGGAGCCGGAAUACACCCGGGUCCGAGUCACAGACGUGGAAAUCAAACAGCUGGUCACCUUGCCACAAGAGAUCGACCUUAAUGAGUGGCUGGCUAGUAGUGUUACAACUUUCUUCAACCACAUCAACCUUCAGUACAGCACCAUCUCCGAAUUCUGCACAGGGGAAACCUGCCAGACUAUGGCUGCCUGCAAUACACAGUACUACUGGUAUGAUGAGCGGGGUAAGAAAGUAAAGUGCACGGCUCCCCAGUACAUUGAUUUCGUCAUGAGUUCUGUACAAAAGCUGGUGACGGAUGAAGAUAUCUUCCCCACCAAAUACGGCAGGGAAUUCCCUAGUUCAUUCGAGUCGUUGGUGAAGAAGAUCUGCCGAUACCUAUUUCACGUUCUGGCUCACAUCUACUCUGCGCAUUUCAAGGAAAUCGCGGCCCUGGAGCUGCACGGACACAUAAACACUCUCUUUAUUCACUUCCUGUUAUUCGUGCGGGAAUUCAGCCUGCUGGAUCCCAAGGAGACCUCAAUACUGGAUGACCUGUCGGAAGUCCUUUUCUCGGAGGAAAACAGGGAGGCGGUGGGGGCUACGGGGGAGGCACAGAACCACGUGAAGGAGAGAUGAGCCCCCCUGAAUGUCCUAAUUCCUGUCCCAUCACUGCCCCUUCCCAGUGUGCCCCACCCCCUACUGAGAGCCGACUUACCUCCUGACUUCCAGUACAGGGGGGAGAAGGGGGUUCAGGACCAGCCUUGGGGGUGUAGGAAGGGAGCACUGCCUGUUAUACCCCGGCCUGAGAGGGGAGCAAACCUGGCUCUAAUCUUUAGCAGAAACUUGCACCGAGUAUCACCUUAUUUUUAUUUUGUGUCUUGUGUUUGUUUUUCUCCUGCCCUCCUUUCUUCUUGUUUCCUCUCCCUUUUCACCUCCAUCCCAUCCUUUCUUCUUGUUUCCUUAUCAUCUCCAUCCCAUUCUUUCUUCUUGUUUUCUCUCCCCUUUCAUCUCCAUCCCAUCCUUUCUUCUUGUUUUCUCUCCCCUUUCAUCUCCAUCCCAUCCUUUCUUCUUUUUUCUUCUCCAUCCCAUCCUUUCUUCUUGUUUCCUCUCCCCUUUCAUCUCCAUCCCAUCCUUUCUUCUUUUUUCUUCUCCACCCCAUCCUUUCUUCUUGUUUCCUCUCCCCUUUCAUCUCCAUCCCAUCCUUUCUUCUUUUUUCUUCUCCAUCCCAUCCUUUCUUCUUGUUUCCUCCUCCUUUUCAUCUCCAUCCCAUCCUAUCUUCUUUUUUCUUCUCCAUCCCAUCCUUUCUUCUUGUUUCCUCCUCCUUUUCAUCUCCAUCCCAUCCUAUCUUCUUGUUUCUUCUCCCUUUUCAUCUCCAUCCCAUCCUAUCUUCUUGUUUCUUCUCCCUUUUCAUCUCCAUCCCAUUCUUUCUUCGUCUUCUCCCUUUUCAUCUCCAGCCCAUCUUUCUUCAUUUUUCCUCUCCAUCCCAUCCUUUCUUCAUGUUUCCUCUCCAUCCCAUCCUUUCUUCAUGUUUCCUCUCCAUCCCAUCCUUUCUUCUUGUUUCCUCUUCCUUUUCAUCUCCAUCCCAUCCUUUUUUUCAUCCCCUUCUUCUUAUCAGACCGUGUCAGGCUUCAUUCUCUUAUUCCGAGGAAAGAUUUGCAUCUUCUCUUUUAUUUUGCUGUGGUUUUCCAAGAAAUGUUUGGGACUUCUGAGUCGGAUGAUUAGGCUGGAAAGAUACGAGGCUCCUUCCUGGCACCUUCUGCGGCUUCUUGGAGUUGGAUCCGGUCUCCCACGCCCGCUCCCAUCUUUGGGCAACAACUUCUGUCCCCACUUCAUGAUGAUGGGGGAAAGCAGGAUACUCACCCUUCAUUGGGGUGGAAAAAUACUGUCUGCUUCUUUUAGUUUAUCUGUUAAAUAAUGAUAAUAUUAAUAAAAAAAAACAGAUUCUAUUA
This is a messenger RNA of Xenopus laevis (African clawed frog), 2228 nucleotides long. It is a transcript of the gene mob2.L, whose product is annotated as MOB kinase activator 2 L homeolog. NCBI's taxonomy places the organism in Eukaryota, Metazoa, Chordata, Amphibia, Anura, Pipidae. The record is from RefSeq and is a predicted model, not a curated record. Bases 148 to 915 code for a protein of 255 amino acids. Gene Ontology annotation, cellular component: nucleus; cytoplasm. The transcript is spliced from 6 exons.